AUGGUUCGUCGCGCUCCUCACAGGCGCAAAGCAAAGGCAAAGGAAAGGACUCGACCUCCACUGCUUCCAAACCGUCAGCUCACAAACAUGCCACCCUUCAAGGAUGAGCAUAUUCUGCUCAUUGCGCCAGGUUCGCAAAUGACCCUGGCGCAGCUGGGUCUCCCAGAAUCGUUUACCCCCGCGCGAUUCCGUUUCCCAACGCGUAUGUUCCCCGCUGAGAAGAAGGGGGAAUUCGAACCAUACAAAGUCCGUCAGCGCCAGCGGGAGUUCAAGGUCAACAAUGUCACCAAUGGAUCUACAGAGGCUCCGAAGGAAGCACCGAAAGAGACUCCGAAAGAGGACGUGGAGAUGAAGGACGGCGCUGAGACCGCUGCUCCUCAGAAUGGCGACGCCAAUGGGAACUCUGCCGAGAAGACCGACAAGCCUGAGGGAGAAACCGCGACAGAGGGUGAAGAGAAGACUGUUCAAGAGUUCUAUUAUGAAGAGGAUGUGACAUCGGAAGAGGGAGCUGUGUACCCAAUUGAGAAUGGCCGCAUUGUCGACUGGCCAUGUUUCUUCGCCUUAUUGACACAUAUCUACAACUCUCUCAGUCCUCCAUUCCAUACUCCUAUCCUCUUGGUUGCUCAGCCUGUCUGGUCAGCUCGCGACCGGGAGACCAUUACUCAGUUCAUUUUUGAGAAGUUCAAGGUCCCCGGCUUCAGCAUGAUGGAUGCUGCUCUGGCCGCAGCCUACGGGUUUGGUGUGCAGACUGCCACCGUCGUUGAUGUGGGCAAGGGUAAGGUGGAUGUCACUGCGAUCACAGAUUACGCAGUCAACGAACACGGCAGAGGUAUUGCGCUGGAAGGAUGUGGCGGUGAUGCCAUGACCGAUCGAUUGGUUGAGUUGCUCGGCUCUAAGGGAUUCUCCCGAGAGAUGUGCGAGCAGCUCAAGCGAAGCAAUAUUGCUGAGAUUCUGCCUCCCGGAACUACAGUACCCGGCACAGCAGCCACCGCACGUCAAGGUGUUGACCCCGCAGCUGGAGCUGAAGGAGACAAGGCUGCUCCUGGUGGCCCUGGUGCUGGGGCGCAGACUGGCGGAGAUACCAACGGAGAAGAAGAGGAAGGUGUUUUGGAUGUUGCGGCCAUUGUCAGUGGAGACACGAAUGAGUACCUGGCCAACAUGGAGAAAGAGAAGGGUAAUAAGAAGGGUGGAGUUGAUCCCAAACAGCCUCGUCUUCCCAACAGCAAGAAGGAGAAGGCAUCAUUUCAGUUUGAGGAGUUCGUAAGAAUGGAGGGCGAAAAUACUACUGGCGGCCCUCAGCGAUACACUCGUCAUUCUCGCGAAAUUGAAGUUGGUGUAGAGCGUUUCUUUCUGGCUACACCUCGACAGAAGGUUGGCGACCGUUUAACAAAUGGUAUUCUGGAAGAUAUCGCCACCCAGAUUCAUCACACCAUUCUGGCUGUUCCAGAUGCUACAAAGCGUAGUGAAUUGUGGGACUCACUUAUCAUUGUGGGUUGCGGUAGUCGAGUUCGAGGCUUCAUCCAGUCUCUGCUUGGCGUCAUCACACAAAAGUUCAUCCUUUCUCCAUCUGCCACCAUCUUCACUUCUGAAAUCCCUUCCGCUUUCACUACUCCUCUCCCUACCGGUGGAACGAAUACACCCGCCCCCAUGAGCCAGCCACCUGGACCUAUGUAUCACCCCGCCGCCCAUGGUGUGAACCCUCUCUUAGUGGCCGCCACUCACAACAACCCCGGUAUGCCAAUUGCACCGGGUACUCCUGGCAUGGACCCUAGUUUCCCCACCCACCACCGUUCCACCGGCCACUCUCAAACCCCAACAUCCGUCAAGACCUUAAGGCUACCGGAAUAUUUCCCAGAUUUCAAAGAUCAAGGUAAUACCAAUGCCCCAGGCACGACUACAGGCCACACCGCUGCUACAAGCGGUCAUGGAUCCGAAGAAGGAGCCUUCCUAGGAGCCCAAAUGGGCGCUAAGGUCUUCUUCGUCCUGGACCAGGGUAUUACCAAGGGCUACAUGAGUCGUGUCGAAUACAACGAGAGCGGACCUUCAGCAAUCCACGAGUACAGUCUGUAA
This is a messenger RNA of Penicillium angulare, 2070 nucleotides long. RefSeq lists its product as uncharacterized. The transcript is spliced from 3 exons. The record is from RefSeq and is a predicted model, not a curated record. Bases 1 to 2070 code for a protein of 689 amino acids. Lineage: Eukaryota; Fungi; Ascomycota; Eurotiomycetes; Eurotiales; Aspergillaceae.